AUGGACCCUACCGUUGACCAAACGCUUGCCGGAAAAUACCCCGCCAAACAACAUGCGCGACGAGUGGCAGCGGCCCUCAAGGCGGCUGGACACGAUGGAUCUGGCGUGAUUUAUCUUGAGAGCGCGAAGACUCUUAUGGCUGAGGAUAGUGAUGAGCCUGUGCCAUUCCGCCAACGGCGUAAUUUUUAUUACCUCUCUGGCUGCGAGUUGCCCGAUUCCUAUGUUACAUACAAUAUUGAUGCCGAUGAGCUCGCUCUCUACAUUCCCCCGGUUGAUCCUGAAUCGGUGAUGUGGACGGGUCUACCCCUCACCCCGGACGGGGCGCUCCAGAUCUAUGACGUGGAUGUGGUUCUCCCCAGCACUGAGGUCAAUGCCCGCCUGGCCCAUUUCUGUGCAAACAAAGAGAGUGCGCCGAAGCGGGUCUACGCCAUUCCCGACAGAGUCUGUGCUGAAACCACGUUCCUCCCUUUCGACGACACCAAUUGGGAUAGGCUGAGUAAGGCACUUGAAGAGUGUAGAAAGGUCAAAGAUGACUAUGAACUUGCUAUUCUCAAGCGUGCAAAUGAGAUUUCUGCUGAGGCUCACCUUGCAGUGAUGAGAGCCUCCAAGACAGCCAAGAACGAGCGCGAGCUAGAAGCCGUUUUCCGCAGCAAAUGUCUGUACUAUGGUAGUAGGGAGCAAUCUUACAGCCCCAUAUUGGCUUGUGGUGUCAAUGGCGCUACUCUGCACUAUCAGAAAAAUGACGUGGACGUGGAAGACCCAACGACAGGGGAAAGAGGCACUUUGUUGAUCGAUGCAGGCGGAGAAUACAGAAUGUACGCCUCUGAUAUAACUCGUGUGUACCCGCUAUCUGGAAAGUUUUCUCCUGAGGCCCGCGAGAUCUAUGACAUUGUUCUUGAGAUGCAAAUGGAAUGCUUAGGCAUGAUCAAGGCCGGCGUUGCAUGGGAUGAUAUUCAUGCUCUUGCACACAAAGUUGCUAUCAGAGGUCUUUUGCGGCUGGGCGUUUUACGUGGCUCCGAAGUAGAAAUCUUCGACAAGGGCAUCAGUGUUGCCUUCUUCCCGCAUGGUCUUGGUCACUACAUGGGAUUGGAUACACAUGACGUCGGUGGAAAUCCUAACUUCGAAGACGAGAACCCUAUGUUUAGAUAUCUACGGCUGCGAGGGAGCUUGUCGCCCGGGGAGGUUGUCACCGUGGAGCCUGGUGUUUACUUUUGCAAAUUCAUUAUCGACCCGUACCUCAACUCACCUGAUCUGAGCAAAUAUAUUGACGCCGGUGUGCUUGAUAAAUACUGGAAAGUUGGUGGCGUCCGCAUCGAGGACAACGUCGUGGUCACGCAGGAUGGCUUCCAUAAUCUUACCACUGUGCCGAAGGAUGCAGAUGAGGUGGAGAGGAUUGUUCAGGAAAGCUAA
Ophidiomyces ophidiicola is the source of this 1410-nucleotide messenger RNA. RefSeq lists its product as uncharacterized. The record is from RefSeq and is a predicted model, not a curated record. The transcript is spliced from 3 exons. The coding region runs from base 1 to 1410 and encodes 469 amino acids. NCBI's taxonomy places the organism in Eukaryota, Fungi, Ascomycota, Eurotiomycetes, Onygenales, Onygenaceae. Gene Ontology annotation, molecular function: manganese ion binding; metalloaminopeptidase activity.